Messenger RNA from Pyricularia pennisetigena, 1959 nucleotides. RefSeq lists its product as uncharacterized. NCBI's taxonomy places the organism in Eukaryota, Fungi, Ascomycota, Sordariomycetes, Magnaporthales, Pyriculariaceae. The coding region runs from base 1 to 1959 and encodes 652 amino acids. Gene Ontology annotation, molecular function: transmembrane transporter activity. The record is from RefSeq and is a predicted model, not a curated record. Gene Ontology annotation, biological process: transmembrane transport. The transcript has 2 exons.
AUGACGUAUCAGGCAGUUUCCCUGACGUCCUGUGGAGAAGAAAGCAGCGGCCAAACCAUCGCAGCGAGCAGUUCCAGUACCAACUCGCUAGCGGCAGCAAAGCCGAAGAUGGGCCAGCAAUGCUGUGGCGCAGACUGCCGGUGCAAAGAGUCGAGAGCAGAGUGCAAGGUGGCCCGUCAAGGGUCGGCGAGUCCGGCCUUGUCGACGGCGGACUCGGGCUAUCAUGAUUCCUUCUUCGAUGCCAGGGAGCGAGCUUCGGAAGAGGGCUCACCGUCGACGUCGGCGGCGGCGGCUGCAGUGGAGGCCGACGGGAAUACGGAGAAGAAUGACGACGAAGAUGUGAUCAGCGCAAGCUCGACCGCACACGAGAAUGACUCGAUACGCGAAGACGGAGCGCCCUACAUCACCGGACUGAAGCUUGUCCUUGUGAUUACGGCGCUCUGUAUGAGCGUGUUUCUUAUGGCGCUCGACAGCGCCAUCAUCGCGGUGGCCAUACCGAAAAUCACCGACGAGUUCAACAGCCUAGGCGACGUUGGCUGGUACGGCAGCGCAUACCUCCUGACCGUCUCGGCCUUGCAGCUCUUCUUCGGGAAGCUGUACAGUCAUUACAGUAUAAAAUGGAUCUACUUCACGGCCAUCGGCCUGUUUGAGCUGGGGUCCCUGCUCUGCGGCGCCGCGAGGUCUUCCCUCCUCCUGAUCCUCGGGCGCGCCAUCGCCGGCGUCGGGUCCGCGGGGCUCUUCUCCGGCUCUCUCAUCAUCCUCGCGCACUCGGUCCCCAUGGUCCGCCGGCCGCUCUUCACCGGGAUCCUGGGCUCCAUGUACGGCAUCGCCGUCGUGGCGGGCCCGCUGCUCGGCGGCGUCUUUACCGACAAGGCCACCUGGCGCUGGUGCUUCUACAUCAACCUGCCGUUUGGCGUGCUCAGCGUCGCCGCCAUCGCGUUCUGGUUCCGCGAGCCCGACCACGGCUCUCGGCGGACCCGGCAGCAGCUGCUGCAACCACACGACGCGCGCCCUUCGUGGUGGACCCGCGCGAAGCAGUUCGACCCGGUCGGCACCGUCGUCUUCAUGCCCGCCAUCGUGUCCCUGUUGCUGGGCCUACAGUGGGCCGGCACCGAGUACCCGUGGGGCGACGUGCGCAUCAUCGCGCUCCUGUCCCUGUUCGGCGUCCUCUUCGGCGUCUGGUUGGUCCUGCAGUGGUGGCAGGACGAGCAGGCCACGGUGCCGCCGCGCAUCAUCAAGAAGCGCACCGUCUGGGCGGCGGCGUUUUACGCCUUCACCGGGGGCGCCGCCUUCGUCAGCUCCAGCUACUUCAUCCCCAUCUGGUUCCAGGCCGUGCAGGGCGUGUCGGCCGUCGAGUCGGGCAUCCGGAUCUUGCCGUUCCUGCUGGCCCUCGUGGCCGCGUCGCUCAUCUCCGGAGUGGUUGUCACCGUCUGGGGCUACUACACGCCUUUCCUCUGGAUCUCCACCGUGGUCAUGUCGGUCGGCUUCGGGCUGCUGUCCACGUGGAACCCGCGCACGAAACAGGCCAUCUGGAUCGGAUACCAGGUCAUUGCCGGCGCCGGCGUGGGCUUCGGCAUGCAGCAGCCCAUCAUCGCCGUGCAGGCCGUGCUCGACCUCGAGGACGUGCCCAUGGGCACCGCCGUCAUCGUCUUUGUGCAGAGUCUGGGCGGCGCCCUGUUCGUCUCCAUCGCCGAGAGCAUCUUUGUCAACAAGCUGGUCGCCUACCUCCAGACCAUGUUCCCGAGCUUGGACCCAAAAAUCAUCUUCACCGCGGGGGCCACCGACCUCCGCACCGCGAUACCCAAAGAACUCUUGCCCCGGGUCAUCAGGAGCUACAGCGACGCGUUGACCAAGACCCUCCUGAUGAGUGCGUGCCUGGCGGCGGCGAGCGUGUUUGGAAGCCUCGCCAUCGAGUGGAGGAGCGUCAAGGGGAGGGAGAUCAAGGUGGGCAUGGCGUGA